AUGUUUGCUCCCAGGUUUGACCCGACUGCAUUGGUGGGCGUAAAUACUCCAAGUGUGAAAGAUGAAAUUCUGGGCUCGAAAAAGAGAAAAUUAAGUAAUGCAUCAAUAAGUGAAGAUGAAGAAUCGAGUUCGUCUUCGAGUUCUGAUUCUGACUCUAGUUCUAGUUCUGAUUCUGAAUCUGAUUCUGAUUCUAGUUCUGACUCUGAUUCUGAUUCUAGUUCUGAUUCUGAUUCUGAUUCUGAGUCUGGGUCUGAGUCCCAGAGCUCCAGGGAAAGUGGUUCAGAUAGCGAUGCUGCAAUAAGUUCUGAUACUGAGGAAGCUGCUGAAGAACUAGAAGAAACUCAAAAUAAAGCCCAUUUAAAUAAUGAGCAAGCGGAAAACGAUAAAAUGGAUAUUGUUGAGGACAAAGGUACUCCAGAGGUGCCUGUAGAAAAUGAUCCUGAUUAUAUAUCAAAACAUCAUUCAGUUUUUCAAAAAUUCAAGUCAAUACAAGAUGGAAAAGGUGAAGAUGUCGAUGAAGAAAGCGAUGACAAUAUGGAAGACAUUCAGACUCAAGAUUUAGCACCAUUACCACAACCUGCAUUGCCUAGAGAUAAAAGAUUAGUCUCGACCUCUGCACAUUUAAACAAUUUGGAUUGGUUAACCACUCCAAUAUAUGCAACUCCAGAAGAAACAAAACCAUUCGCCGACUUCAAUGAUCCCCCCUUAUCACCAUUGAUGAUAAAAAAUUUGAGAAAUAUGGGAUUUGAAUCUGCAUUUUCUGUCCAAAUAUCAGUCUUGAAUUUAAUUCUUAAGGAUAUUGAGAAAAAUAGAUUACAGCCAGAUAUGAGAGGUGAUUUGUUAGUCAAUGCAUCAACUGGGUCUGGUAAGACUUUAGCAUAUCUGAUUCCAAUAAUAGAAAGUUUACAAACUGUAAAAGUUCCAAGAGUAAGGGCCCUCAUAUUAGUUCCUACAAAACCAUUAAUAAACCAAGUGAAGACUACGUUGAAUCAACUUUCUAAGGGUACUAACUUAUCAAUUGUAAGUUUAAAGAAUGAUUUGUCCAUUAAAGACGAAGGUAUGAAGUUGCAAGCCAACGAACCAGAUAUCAUUGUUUCUACUCCAGGUAGAUUAGUAGAUCAUUUAACUAAUGGUUAUAUCACUUUAAAGAACCUCCAAUUUUUGGUUAUUGAUGAGGCUGAUCGUUUGCUUAAUCAAUCCUUCCAAAACUGGUGUCAAAUUUUGAUUUCUAAAAUAGACGAGUUCACAAACAUUAAAGAAAGAACUAUAUCCAAUUAUUGGAAGCUAAACGUACAAAAAAUGAUAUUUUCAGCUACUUUAACUACUGACGCAGGAAAAUUAUCAUUAUUGAAAUUUCACAAACCAAGAUUAAUUAUUGUUAAUAAUAAAGAACAAUUGGUUAAUGAGAUGUUCAGUGUCCCUGCAACAUUAAAUGAGUUCAGAUUACAUUUUGGAUCGGCAAAGUCUUCUUUGAAACCAUUAAUUUUAUCUAAGUUUUUACUUUCAAGAAAUAAGCUUUCGAAUGUCUUAAUUUUUACCAAAUCUAAUGACGCCUCGUUAAGGCUCUCUAGGUUAUUAUCACUAAUAAUGAAUAAAUUGACAUCGGAAACCAUAAAUAUUGCAUACAUUAAUUCAACUAAUAACACUACAUCUAUCCGUUCCAAAAUAUUGAAAGAUUUUUCUAAGCAAAGUGUUAAUAUUUUGGUUGCGACUGAUUUGAUAGCUCGUGGUAUCGAUAUACUAUCAAUCACGGAUGUCAUAAAUUAUGACUUGCCUAAUUCUUCUCGUGAAUAUGUUCACAGGGUUGGUCGUACGGCAAGAGCUAAUCAGGAUGGAUUUGCAUAUAAUUUCUGUUUUGGUAAAGGUGAAGCCAAGUGGUUUAAGAAGCUAAUGGCUCAAGUAGGAAGAAGCCAAAACAUAGAAGAUCUUGAAAUCGAUACCAAACAAUUAAUUGAAGGAAACGAUGAAUCCAUGUAUAAGGAAUCAUUAGAAGAAUUACAGAAGCAAGUAUUUAAUAGAGCUUAA
Messenger RNA from Debaryomyces fabryi, 2025 nucleotides. Its product is annotated as putative ATP-dependent RNA helicase. The transcript has a single exon. Gene Ontology annotation, molecular function: nucleic acid binding; ATP binding. Gene Ontology annotation, cellular component: nucleus. NCBI's taxonomy places the organism in Eukaryota, Fungi, Ascomycota, Pichiomycetes, Serinales, Debaryomycetaceae. Bases 1 to 2025 code for a protein of 674 amino acids. The record is from RefSeq and is a predicted model, not a curated record.